ACCGUGUAUUAGCCUGCAGACUCCAACGACAGAUAAGCAUGUAUCAUUGUUUUCCAAUUCCAAGGUAACAAACAGCCUUGGAAUGAUGAAUCAACAAGGAAAAUCGAAUUGACAGAAACUUUUACAAUCGCGUGUUCCUUUCGCACAUAUAUUAAUGUUACGCGUUUCAAAUUCGACAAAGUCGCAUUUGUUAAUAAAUGCAAGUUUCAAUUAGGAAACAUGUACACGUAUAAUAUCAUUAAUGAUACAUUAACCUUUAAAGUAGGCAGACUGUCGAGUUCAGAAGAUAUUUUCGAGCAUGUCUGUGAUGUGAUUUUUGACGUCAGGGUUGCUGUUUAGUUCACUUCUGAUUCUGACUGGUGUCUCUGAGCCAGGACUCCAAAAUUCAGUUGAAGUAUGAACGCUCAGCAGCUGGUCCUAAAACAGCGGGCAGAGCUUCUGGGAGCCCUGUGUGGUGGAGGCAGUGCUGAACCUCUGGACUGUGUUCUGGACCUGCUCCUGGCUUGGGAGGUUCUUAUCUGGGAGGAUUACCUAUGCAUUCGAGUUGCUGAGAAACCUCUAUGUUCCAACGCCAGACAGCUUCUAGAUGUGGUCUAUGAUAAAGGAGAAGAUGCUUGCAGUCUUCUCUUGGCUGCAUUUCACCAGGUCUUACCUGAGGAGCAGAAGGAUGGGCUGUGCUUUGGGAAAGGAUGCGCUGUAAUGGAGAAAAUUAGACCAUCCUCUGGAACUUCCGUAUUAUUAAUUGACAGGCCAGUGCUAGUAAGAAAGCUUAGAGAUAAUAUUGAUGAAGCAUUGAAUGUUUUAUUGACAACUGGCUGUUUUACCAUCAAGGACUGCGACGGGGUGCAACUACCUGUAUACACACCCUCACAACAGGUUCGAAGGCUGUUAGACCAAGUGAGGUUUAAAGGGGAAACUGCUGCAAAGACCUUACUUCAGUAUCUAGAGCAAACAGAGCCCACAAGGCCAAAUCCUGAAGAUGAAGAAAUUAAACUUUCUGCUGAAUGUCUGAUCUAUCAGAGGAAGCUGCAAAGCUCUGUUGCUGCACAGUCCCACUUUCUUAGCACCUACGGUGGGACAGGACGUUUCUCCCUGGAUGACAUUUACAUGGAUGGACUUCUUGAAGUGAUGAAUGGCUCUGGUGAAACUACAACAUUAGGGCUGGAGGAUGUUGUGGGCCCUGUGGGAACUCUUAAUGAAGAUGCUGACACUGUGCUUGUGUCUGGGGAGGCAGGUAGUGGCAAAAGCACAUUGCUUCAGCGACUCCACUUGCUUUGGGCAAGAAAAGCCUUGCACACAGACAUUAUCGUGCUUUUCCCGUUCAGUUGUCGCAAGCUCAAUGCAGAGCACAGAGAGCUGUCCCUUAAAGAGCUCCUCUUUUUGCACUGCUGCUGGCCUGAUCGAGGUCAGGAAGAAGUUUUCCAGUUUAUCCUAGACCACCCUCAUUUAGUCCUCUUUACCUUUGACGGGCUUGAUGAGUUUAAACAGGGUUUUACAGACGAAGAACGUAACUGCUGCCCCACUCAGAAAGUACCUGUACCUAUUUUGCUUUUCAACCUUUUGCAGGGGACACUAAUGAAGGGUGUUAAGAAGGUGGUCACCAGCAGGCCACAGGCUGUUGGCCCAUCGCUGAAACGCUAUCUACGCAAAGAAGUGCUCCUAAAGGGGUUUUCCCCUGAGGAUAUUAACUGCUUUGUGAAGAAACAUCACAAUGACCCUGCUUUGGCUAAACGAGUCAUAGAAUCCCUGCAGGGUAAUACAACAUUGCUAGGCCUUUGCCACAUCCCAGUCUUCUGCUGGAUUGUGACCAAGUGCCACCAUGAGCUUCUGGGUGGUGAGGAUGGUAUUCCUCAGACUAUCACUGAUGUCUACCUCCUGGUCUUACAGCAUUUCUUCCAGCGGAAGUCACCUCAUCCCCAAGGAGCUCUGGGUAAGGGCUGGUUGGAGGAACACUUGGACACAGUGUUAAGACUUGGACAACUGGCUUUGGAAGGUCUAGAAGCCUCUUGUUAUGUGUUCUCAGGAUAUGAGCUGCAAAGAAAUGGGGUCACAGAACAGGAUGUCAGUAUAGGUUUUCUAAUUUACUGCAAUGACUUGUCUGUGACAGACUGCAAACGCUAUGAAUUUCUGCACAUCACCUUACAGUGUUUCUUUGCUGCUCUGUAUGUCACUUUAAAUUGUAACAAUGAUCGAUCUGUUAUCCCAAAACUCUUUCAGUGUCAGUAUAGGCAGAGGUCAGGCCGGUCUCAUAUGUGUCUGGGACAUUGUAUUGAUCGUUCAGUAGAGGAUGAGGUAGAAUCCAACUUGACAGAGAUACCAAACCUCCAGAUUACAGCUCAGUUUGUGUCAGGCCUAUUAUCACAGCGGCACCAUAACCUCCUCCUUCACUGCUGUCCUGCUGCUCUGCGAGAACGUAAGGUCAAGCAAGUAGUGAAGUCCUUGUCUAAAGGUAUGCAGAGACAUUUCAAGUCCAUUCCUCGUCCUGUAGAGGGUGAAAAGAAGAGCAUGCAUGCCAUGCCAAGUUUUGUUUGGCUCAUUAAAUGUAUUUAUGAAAUGCAAAAUAACACAAUUGCUCAAGCAGCCAUGGCUAAGUUGGAGGUUGAACACCUGAAGCUCACCUACUGUAACAUUGGACCUGUGGAGUGUACUGCAUUGACGUACGUGCUGAGACACCUGCAGAAUCCUAUUGGCCUUCAGCUGGACAACAAUUCUGUUGGAGACACGGGCGUGGAGCAGCUUCUUCCAUGUCUUCAUAUCUGUCACUCUCUCUAUUUAAGAAACAAUAACAUAUCAGAUGAAGGACUCCGGAAGCUUGUGGAAAAGGGAAUAAACUGUGAAAGCUUCCAGAAAAUAGCACUUUUCAACAACAAGCUUACAGAUGCUUGCACCCAACUCAUAGCUAGGCUGUUGAAAUCAAAGCAGAACUUCAUCUCUUUGAGGCUUGGAAAUAACAACAUCACGUCACAGGGAGCAGAGCAGCUUGCUGAAGGCUUAAGUUGCAACCAGUCUUUGCAGUUUCUGGGGUUAUGGGGUAAUAAAAUUGGUGACAGAGGGGCUGAGGCAUUGGCAAAAGCUCUGAAGAAUAAUACAUCGCUAAUAUGGUUCAGUCUGGUAGAUAAUGGUGUGGGCAGUGCAGGUGCAUGCGCUCUGGCUGAACUCAUCAGAGAGAACAAAACUCUGCAGGAAUUAUGGCUAAACAAAAACUGUAUCAGCAGGGAUGGGGUUGAGUGUCUCAUAGAGGCACUGAAAAUGAACUCUACUGUUAAGGACGUCUGGCUGAGAGGAAAUAAUCUGAGCCCAGAGGAAGAAGAGGAGCUGAGCAAGCAAGAAAGCAGAUUGACCUUCUGAAGGCAAGAAGACUCUGUAAUGCCUGCCACCAAAUCCUAUAUUCAAUGUGCAUCAUUGUCCUUUUAAAAUCUCAGAAGUACAGGUACAGUGGAUAUAAAAAUCUACACACCCGUUAAAACAGCAGGUUUUUGUGAUGUAAAAAAUGAAACAAAGAUAAAUCAUAUCAGAAUGAGAGCACAUUUAAUGUAAAAAUUACAACCUAUGCAAUGCCACUAAAAAAACCAAAGUGACAUUUCAGAGAAAAAAAAAACUUAGAAUAACCUAACUGCAUAGGUGUGCACAUCCCUGAACUAAUACUUAGUUGAAGCACCCUUUGAUUUUAUUACAGCACUCAGUCUGUUUGGAUAAGAGUCUAUUAGCCUGGCACAUCUUGACUUGGGAAUAUUUUCCCACUCUUCUUUGCAAAAACGUUCCAGAUCUGUCAAAUUGCGCUCUGGCUGGGCCAUUACAAAACAGUAAUCUUUUUUGCUGAAGCCAUUCUUUUGUUGAUUUGGAUGUGUGCUUUGGAUCAUGGUCAAGCUAAAAGGUGAAAGAUCUCUUCAUUUUCAGCUUUCUAGCAGAUGCCAGAAGGUUCUGUGCCAAAACUGACUGGUACUUGGAGCUAUUCAUGAUUCCCUCCACCUUCACUAAAGCCCCAGUUGAAGAAAAGCAGCCGCAAAGAAUGAUGCUGCCACCACCAUGCUUCACCGUGGAUAUGGUGUUCUUUUGCUGAUGUGCCGUGUUGUUUUUGCGCCAAACAUACCUUUUACAGUUUUGGGCAAAAAGUUCAAUCUUGGUCUCAUCAGACCAUAACACAUUUUUCCACAUGGUUUUGGGAGACUGAAUAUAGGUUUUUGCGGGCUUGGAUGUUUGUUUGUUUUUUCAUCAGAAAAGGUCUGCCCCAUAGCCCAGAAAGAUGAAGAAUACGGGAGAUAGUUUUCACAUGUAGGGAGCAACCAGUACUUGCCAGAAAGAGCUGCAGCUCCUUUAAUGGUGCUGUAGGUCUCUUGACAGCCUCCCUGACCAGUUUUCUCUUUGUCUUCUCAUACAUUUUGAAGAGACAUCCUGUUCUUGAUAAUGUCACUGUUGCGCCAUACUUUCUCCACUUACUGAUGACUGUCUUCACUGUGUCCAUGGUAUAUCUAAUGCCUUGGAAAUUUUUUUGUAGCCCUCACCUGAGCGAUCCCUUUUAACAAUGAGAUCCCAUUGAUCCUUUGAAAGCUCUUUGUGGCCCAUGGGUCUGGUAGUAGCAUGCAACCAAGAUGUCAGAAAAAUCCUACAAGAACAGGCGAGAUUUAUUUGGAGCUAAUCGGUGUCACUUCAGGUGAAGACAGGUGUGUACUAUUUCACAUGAGCUUGAUGAUUGGUUGAUUCUGAACACAGCCACAUACCCAAUUAUAAAAGGGUGUGCACACUUGCAGUUAAGUUAUUCUAAGUUUUUUUGUUUGUUUGUUUUUCUCUGAAAUGUGUCACUUUGGUUUUCAGUGGCAUUGCAUAGGUUGUAAUUUUUACAUGAAAUGUGCAAAAAGUCUGAUAUGAUUUGUCUGUUUCAUUUUUUACAGUUUUAACAGGGAUGUGUAGACUUUUUAUAUCAAUUGUAGCUAAGAUGUAAAUAAUCAGGGGUACCAAUCAGAAAGUCUCAAAGCACAGAAGGAGCACUGGAGCACUUGUCAGGUUGUAUCCCAGUUUGCGGUUAUUCUACAGGAUGUGCAGUAUUUCAUUUUUUUAUUUUUUUAUUGUAAACAUGGUUUAUUUAAGGGUAUGCUACUUUUUAAGGGUGUUUUUUUUUUUUUUUUUUAACAAUGUUUUGAACACCUUUGCUUUAAUUACACCUUCCAUUAAGUAUAUUUAGUUGCACUGUAGCCAUGGUUGUAUUUGUUUUUUCCUUUUCUUACAAAAUAACAUGGAAGGCGAACAGUUACUGUAUUGUUCACAGAUUAAGAGAUUCAUUUGUGCAAAACAUGCUGCAAAAAAUAAAAAUAACAAGCCAAAUGUAUUUUCUGUUACAUUUAACUGAAACACGCAUCAUAUUUGCAGUAUGCAUUUCAGAUUUACAUGUAUAGCAUUAGGGAAUAAACUGUACAGCCUGUCGAACAGCCUGUUCCUCAAACAUCUCAGACAAACUACUGGAAAACCCCAAGAGGCGGGGCUUAAUAAAAGUGAAUCAAAAAGA
Messenger RNA from Myxocyprinus asiaticus (Chinese sucker), 5500 nucleotides. Its product is annotated as nucleotide-binding oligomerization domain-containing protein 2-like. Gene Ontology annotation, biological process: defense response to bacterium; positive regulation of canonical NF-kappaB signal transduction; response to muramyl dipeptide. Gene Ontology annotation, cellular component: cytosol. The record is from RefSeq and is a predicted model, not a curated record. Gene Ontology annotation, molecular function: protein binding. Lineage: Eukaryota; Metazoa; Chordata; Actinopteri; Cypriniformes; Catostomidae. The coding region runs from base 397 to 3348 and encodes 983 amino acids. The transcript has 11 exons.